Molecule: messenger RNA, 1778 nt
Organism: Cucurbita maxima (winter squash)
Lineage: Eukaryota; Viridiplantae; Streptophyta; Magnoliopsida; Cucurbitales; Cucurbitaceae
Product: sugar carrier protein C
Exons: 4
Coding region: 78-1646 (522 amino acids)
Biological process (GO): monosaccharide transmembrane transport
Cellular component (GO): membrane
Molecular function (GO): monosaccharide transmembrane transporter activity
Source: RefSeq, a predicted model, not a curated record
UCAAACCCUGUCGCCACUCUCUCUCUCAUGCUAUUUAAUUUCUAGUUCAUCUUGUUUUUGUUCGAGCUUGAUCCAAAAUGCCGGCUGUCGGAAUCGCCGUCGGCGGCAGUAAAAAGGAGUAUCCCGGCAACCUUACUCUGUAUGUCACUGUAACAUGUGUCGUUGCCGCCAUGGGCGGUUUGAUUUUCGGCUACGAUAUUGGGAUUUCAGGUGGGGUGACUUCCAUGGACUCGUUCUUGAAGAAAUUCUUCCCGUCGGUGUUCAGGAAGAAGGACGAGAACCAAACGUCGAACCAGUACUGUCAGUACGACAGCGUAACGUUGACGUUGUUCACGUCGUCGCUUUACUUAGCGGCGCUGUUGUCGUCGUUGGUUGCGUCGACGGUGACGCGUAAAUUUGGGAGGAAAUUGUCUAUGUUGUUCGGUGGUGUCCUGUUUUGCGCCGGUGCUAUCAUUAAUGCCGCUGCUAAGAACGUUGAGAUGCUUAUUAUUGGCCGUAUUUUGCUUGGUUUUGGUAUCGGAUUUGCCAAUCAGUCUGUGCCGCUUUAUCUGUCGGAAAUGGCUCCAUACAAAUACAGAGGAGCUCUGAAUAUUGGUUUUCAAUUGUCGAUUACAAUUGGGAUUUUGAUAGCCAAUGUGUUGAACUAUUUCUUCGCGAAGAUCAAAGGUGGUUGGGGAUGGCGUUUGAGUUUGGGCGGCGCGGUGGUGCCUGCUCUUAUAAUCUCUGUUGGAUCGUUGAUUCUUCCUGACACUCCGAACUCCAUGAUCGAGCGAGGACGCAACGACGAGGCUCGACAGCAACUGAAAAGAAUCCGUGGAGUUGAGGACAUUGAUGAAGAGUUUAAUGAUCUUGUUGCAGCCAGUGAUGAGUCGAAGAAAGUGCAGAAUCCAUGGACUAAUCUUUUGAAGCGAAAAUAUAGACCUCAUCUGAGUGUGGCUAUCUUGAUUCCCUUCUUCCAACAACUCACUGGCAUCAAUGUCAUUAUGUUCUAUGCUCCUGUUCUUUUCAACACGAUCGGGUUCGGAAGCGAUGCUGCUUUGAUGUCGGCUGUGAUCACCGGUUGCGUUAAUGUUGCUGCUACCAUUGUGUCGAUCUAUGGUGUCGAUAAAUGGGGACGGAGGUUUCUUUUUCUUGAAGGUGGAGUUCAAAUGUUUAUCUGUCAGGCGGUCGUGGCGGCAGCUAUUGGAGCAAAAUUUGGAGUAAGUGGGAACCCGGAUGAGUUGCCGAAAUGGUAUGCCAUAGUGGUGGUGUUGUUCAUUUGCAUAUAUGUUGCAGGGUUCGCAUGGUCAUGGGGGCCUCUAGGUUGGCUUGUGCCGAGUGAAAUCUUUCCAUUAGAGAUUCGUUCAGCUGCUCAAAGUGUAAACGUUUCAGUCAACAUGUUCUUCACGUUCGUAAUUGCUCAAGUGUUCUUGACGAUGCUGUGCCAUAUGAAGUUUGGGUUGUUCAUAUUCUUCGCCUUCUUUGUUGUGGUCAUGUCCAUCUUCGUAGCCUUGUUCUUGCCUGAGACCAAGGGCAUUCCUAUUGAAGAAAUGAGCCAAGUUUGGAAGAAGCAUUGGUACUGGAGAAGAUUUGUUCGUGACACUGAUUUCCCUGCUAAGAACAGAGGAGUUGAAAUGGGAAAAGGAGGAGGAGGAGGCUAUGCUUAGAAUGCUUAUUAUUUCACUGUAAUCACUUUGUAAGUGUUACUUUUUACCAUGAACUUCACAUAUCAAUAUCAAUUUCUCAUUUAUUUUGUGUAAUUAUUAUCUUUCAUGAACAAAUAUGGUGUCAUUUUGUGA